AUGAAAGAAUUAAAAGAUGAAAUGUAAAUAGUUUAAUUUGAAAAUCAAUUAAUAGAUAAAUAAUUGUUAAGAUCAAACUAUUUCAUUCUAGUUAAUAUAUUGAUGGUGUUGAAAUUUACCAAUAUGAAGAUUGUUAGGAAUGUAUCCGAAACUUCUUUUAUUCUACUGGAUUUGAUUAUAAUUAAUAAAAAUUCAAUUGACUUGUUCAUGAGGUCAUCUAAAUUUAAUUAUUGAUUAGUCAAAAUAUUAAUGAAACAUAAACAAAGGAUUUAAUUGUAAUCAAUGUUAAAGUGAGUAAUCACAUAAUUGUUAAAGUUAAAGAUAGAAGAAUUUGUAUAAAUAAUAUAUAUAUAAUUAGAAUCUGGAUAAAAUUAUGAUUAAAUUAAGUAUUAAUGA
Paramecium pentaurelia is the source of this 396-nucleotide messenger RNA. NCBI's taxonomy places the organism in Eukaryota, Ciliophora, Oligohymenophorea, Peniculida, Parameciidae. The record is from the annotation of a GenBank genome assembly.